Messenger RNA from Aspergillus wentii DTO 134E9, 1578 nucleotides. RefSeq names its product cytochrome P450. NCBI's taxonomy places the organism in Eukaryota, Fungi, Ascomycota, Eurotiomycetes, Eurotiales, Aspergillaceae. The record is from RefSeq and is a predicted model, not a curated record. Gene Ontology annotation, molecular function: iron ion binding; oxidoreductase activity, acting on paired donors, with incorporation or reduction of molecular oxygen; monooxygenase activity. The coding region runs from base 1 to 1578 and encodes 525 amino acids. The transcript has 3 exons.
AUGGCAUUCCUCCUCUGCCUGCUCAUCAUCAUCUCCAUCUAUCUCUACAAAUCCUCCAAAUCCAAAUCCCCCACCCCAUAUCCCGCCGGCCUCCCCAUCAUCGGCAACACCCUCCAACUCACCUCCCAGCCUCACCGCCAGUUCAUCCAAUGGGCACGACAAUAUGGCGAGAUCUACCGUGUCCGUCUCGGCCUGAUGGAUUGGUACAUGCUCAACUCGCCCGAAGCCAUCAAGGAAAUCCUCGACAAGCAGUCCUCCGUGACGUCGUCGCGGGCCCCGAUGCCCGCCGCGCAGGAGGCACUGUCCGGUGGGAUGCGCUUCGUGUUCAUGGCAUACGGACCGGAAUGGAGAAAACUGCGAUCGGUGAGCCAUAAACUGUUGACGCCGCGCAUGUCGGAUACGUUUCGGCCGUCGCAGGAUUUCGAAGCCAAGCAGUUGCUGUUUGACUUGUUGGUGGAUAACGCGGGGGAGAGGGAGUUUUAUAUGCAUGUGCGGAGGUAUACCACGUCGGUGAUGAUGACGUCGACGUAUGGGAGGAGGAUUCCGACUUGGGAAUGCGACGAUGUGCGUGAGGUGUAUGCAGUCAUGAAGGACUUUUCAGAAGCAUCAGUACCAGGGCAAUACAUCGUGGAUGUCAUUCCGUGGUUGGCAGAUAUACUCCCCAAGCAGCUGCACUGGUGGCAACGAUCCAUCCGCCUAUUGCGCGAAAAGCAAGAUGCUCUCUGGAUGAAGCUAUGGUCUGGUCUGCGAACGAAGAUGGAGUCAGGAAACGCCCCCGAAUGCUUUGUGAAGCAGUUCAUCGAGUCAGACUAUGAAAACAUGGGCAUCUCCGAGUUACAGGCUGCGUUCCUGGCUGGAACCAUGAUCGAGGCAGGAUCUGAAACGACGUCCUCAGCCCUGAACAGCUGCAUCCUCUAUCUCUCCGCCUAUCCCGACAUCCAGCGCCGUGCUCAAGACGAAAUCGACCAAGUGGUCGGAAGCAUUCGAUCACCCAGUUUCAGCGACAUCGAGCAUCUCCCCUACAUCCGGGCCAUCGUCAAAGAAGUCUUUCGCAUGCGCCCUCCCACCAACAUGGGCAUCCCGCACUACACCACCGCCGACAUCACCUACAAGCAACACACCAUCCCCAAGAACAGCAUGAUCAUCAUGCAGCAAUACCCCCUCCACUACGAUCCAUCUCUCUUCCCCGACCCGGAAACAUUCAAGCCAGAGCGCUAUCUCAACCACCCGCACGGAUCGGGCGUCUACGCCACCAUGGCUGAUCCGUACGAGCGCGAUCACUGGAGUUUCGGGGCUGGCCGCCGCAUCUGCGUCGGGAUACACUUGGCGGAGAAUAGUCUGUUCAUCACGAUUGCGAAGAUUCUCUGGGCGUUUAACAUUGUGGCAGCCGAAAAGGUGGAUUUGUCGGAUGAUGCGUAUGAGCCUGGGAUGAUGACGAUUCCGAAGCCAUUCUCUGUGCGGUUUGAAUCGCGCAGUGCAGAGGUUGAGGAGGUGGUGAGAGGGGAGUGGGAGUUGGCAGAGAGAGAGGGAUAUACAUUGCGGGAUAGGAAAGUGGAUGCAAUGGGGAUUGUUGUCUGA